This is a messenger RNA of Gossypium arboreum, 2583 nucleotides long. RefSeq lists its product as uncharacterized. Lineage: Eukaryota; Viridiplantae; Streptophyta; Magnoliopsida; Malvales; Malvaceae. The transcript has 8 exons. Bases 459 to 1841 code for a protein of 460 amino acids. The record is from RefSeq and is a predicted model, not a curated record. Gene Ontology annotation, biological process: DNA-templated transcription. Gene Ontology annotation, molecular function: chromatin binding.
CUAUAUAUAUACCUCAAAAAGAGUACAAACACUUGGGUGUGGCGGGCGUGUUUCCAAUCUCCUUUAUUUCCAAAUUUUCCCACUAAUAAUCGUCGUUUGAAAAUCCACUUGAAAGAAAGAAAAAAGAACAGGUGAAAGUCACAAGCCCUGUUACGUAAUGAGGAACAGAAGGGUUGCUCAGGUGUCCACUAGCGACGACGAGGAUGAAGUACCGAUGACUCGCAGACGGUCUCGGUCCGAAGAUAAGAGACCAGAAAGGAAGAGGAAGAAAAUGAAGUUACAAGACGAAGACGAUGAAGAGGAUGAUGAGCAGAUGGAAUCCAAUAAGAGGAAGAAGAAGAAGAAGCAAGACGAGGAAGAAGAAGAAGAGCCGGAGGAAGAGGGAAUUCAGGAGGAUGCCAAGCCGAUAGGGAAAGUCGUUAGGGUUUCUGGGAAAGGGAGAGGGAGGAGGAGUCAUUAUGAGAGUUUUGAGUUUGAUGGCAAUCGAUAUGAUCUCUGUUGGUUUACAGGAGGAUCCGGUUCUUUUAGUUCCUGAAGAUACAAAGCAAAAGCCUUAUGUGGCUAUCAUUAAGGACAUUAGUCAGACUAAAGAUGGGAGCAUUAUGGUUACCGGGCAGUGGUUUUAUCGCCCUGAAGAGGCUGAGAAAAAAGGCGGUCGAAGCUGGCCAUUAAAUGAUACAAGGGAACUUUUCUAUAGCUUCCACCGUGAUGAGGUUCCAGCAGAAUCCGUGAUGCACAAGUGUGUGGUGCACUUUGUUCCCAUACACAAGCAAAUUCCAAACCGUAAAGAGCAUCCAGGUUUUAUUGUGCAGAAUGUCUAUGACACAGUGGAACGGAAGCUUUGGAAGCUGACUGAUAAAGAUUAUGAGGAUAAUAAACAGCAUGAGAUUGAUCUUCUUGUUCAGAAAACUUUAUCGCGAUUGAGAGACCUUCCUGACCUUGAGUUUGAUUCUACUGCUGCAGUUUUUGAUCAGGAAGAGCAGUUGAAGGCAAAAAGAACUCUCAGAAAAAAGAACAUUUCACCCCUUGAUGUUACCAGGAAUGAUGAAGGAAGUACCAGGUCUAAUCAAAGUUUGAAAGCUGAAACACCUGGAAGCUGUCCAAGUAAUACCAAUGAAUAUUACACAAUUUUGUCGAAAGCUAAGGUGCUAACUGGAGAAACCCAUCGUGAUAAGUGGAUGACCAGGCUUCUUCAAGGAGUUCAGUACAUGUGUAGUUGUCCUGAUGGCUUGGAACGUGAAAGAGACAUUAAGAGUCCAAGAAUUGCUAAUGGAUCUCAAGAGAAGAGUUCAAAUAGCAGCAAAUCUUUUACAUGGCCAGAUGCUGCUGUUCCUGCUAUCACUGCCCUUGAGAAGGCCUCACAUGAUGCACUUUGUUCUGAUUUCCAGAAGUAUAACCAGAAGUUACGGCAGCUUGAGUUCAAUCUUAAGAACAAUGCAUUUCUAGCUCGUCGUUUACUAAAUGGAGAAUUAGAACCUUCAACAAUACUGAACAUGUCGCCAAAUGAGUUAAAGGAGGGUUUAACUGCAGAAGAGACGGCCAAAAAAGAGCCUGAUGAGUCAGAGCGCAUGCAGAUGACUGAUGCUCGAUGCUCAAGAUGCAUGGAAUUUAAAGUUGGUCUAAGGGACAUCAUCCAAGCAGGACAUGGAGACCGUUACCAGUUGGAAUGUGGUGCUUGUGGACAUUCCUGGUAUGCUUCUAGAGAUGAGGCUGCUUCACUUACAAUAGAGCCCUCACUGCCAAAGUUGCCGGUAAGGUGUGAUCAGCCACAGCUAAGCCUGAAAAAUUCAGAGAAGCUAGUUAGUCUCCGUGAGUCAGAAUCUGCAGUGAAGGUAGAGUAGGAAAAUCACUACGGUUAGGAACAAAAUUGACCAUUUGUACAGUUGAAUGGCGACCUAGUGAUGGUUAAAACCCAGAGUACAUAGGCAUAUACAUUACAUCCACAUGAAGGUUAGGAUAUAACAUUGAGGUUUCAGCAAAGAAUUAUUAUUGAUCUAUGCUGAAACAAGUCGAAUUAACCAGUAUUUUUUUUCAAGGUACUGAAUAUAUAGUAGCACAAUGUACAAAAAUCAAUUUAGACCCCCAUUUUGAGCCAUAAGAUUAUUUUCACCAUUUUCUUCUGACCGGUUAUUUUUAAGCAACUUUGCCAAGAAACGUGGCUAGAGCCAUCUGAAGUAAAGGGUUGGCUAACAUAAUGGAGUGUGGUUGCGUAGGCUGGCGCCUACGCCAUCAAUCUUUUUUUGAAAGGAUUAAUAUGGCGGCCAUGUUUUGUAUGGGUGGUUGCCCAGCUGUAGUAGUUAAUGCUACUUUUAUAGCAAGAGAAGAGAUUCCAUUUUCGUUUUAGCUAUUAAAAGUUAUUCCAACUUAUUGGCUCUUGCAGGUAGCCAUGUUAAUCUUAGAUUAGAAAUAUCUAACCACUCCAUCUUGAAGGCAUAAUUGAAAAUUUUGGAAGUGAAUAAAUAGGAGACGUAAACCAGCAGCAGCUUCCAGUAGGGUAAAUGUGUAUAUUUGGAAACAUUCACAGGAAUAAUGUUCAUCUAUUUUGUUUUUUUCUCAAUUUAAUUUGUAUUUUUUAAAAUUAAA